This is a messenger RNA of Botrytis cinerea B05.10, 1500 nucleotides long. RefSeq lists its product as hypothetical. Gene Ontology annotation, cellular component: nucleus; cytoplasm. The transcript is spliced from 2 exons. Gene Ontology annotation, molecular function: heat shock protein binding. The record is from RefSeq and is a predicted model, not a curated record. Bases 149 to 1321 code for a protein of 390 amino acids. Lineage: Eukaryota; Fungi; Ascomycota; Leotiomycetes; Helotiales; Sclerotiniaceae.
GAGUUAAGAUACUACUAGCGUAACAAAAGCACUUUACGCGACCUUCGAUAAUCAAAUCGCGUUCCCUCAAACAAAGUUACCAAAUAACAAGUUCCGGUCUCAACUCGCCAUUGUUGAACAAUUUGCCAACAACAACAAAAAUCUCAAAAUGGCUUCUAACAACGAUGUCGCAGAUGAAAUCCCCCCUCAAAUUAAUCCAUACGAAGUUCUUGGUAUUGAGAAAACUGCCUCUGAAGAUGAGAUCAAACGCGCAUAUCGCAAAAGCGCUUUGAAGCACCAUCCAGACAAAGCACCAGAACAUCUCAAAUCUGAUUCGCAUACCAAAUUUCAAGAAAUUGCUUUCGCAUAUGCUAUCCUCUCCAAUCCAAACCGUCGCAAGCGCUAUGAUCGUACCGGAUCGACCUCUGAGUCUGUCGAUGCUGACGGAUUCUCCUGGACCGAAUUUUAUUCCGAGCAAUACAAAGACGUUGUUACUACUGAUGCCAUUAAUCAAUUCGCCAAUGUUUACAAAGGUUCUGACGAGGAGAAAGAUGAUUUGCUCAAUGCAUAUACUAAAUACGAAGGAAAAUGGGGAAAGAUGUAUCAAGUCAUUAUGUUAAGUGAUCCAGUUGAGGAUGAAGAACGAUUCCGCGGGAUCAUUGAGGAAGCAAUCAAAACUGGAGAAGUCGAGGAAUAUGCUGUCUUUAGGAAGGAAACUAAGGCUUCGAAGGAUAGAAGAAUGAAGAAGGCUAGAGCGGAGGAGAAAGAGGCUGCGAAGGCUGCGAAACAAAUGGGUGUUGAUAAAUUGUUGAAGGGAUCUAGUGGGGAUGUACCGGAGCAAAGUAAGAAGCAAAAGAAAAAGGUCCCUGGCCAUAUGGAUGACCUGGCGGCUAUCAUUCAGGCCAGACAGGCUUCAAGGGGUGGCUUUUUCGAUAAUUUAGAGGCAAAAUAUGGCGGAAGCAAAUCGGCCAAGGGUCCUGCUGAGCUGAGUGAAGAAGAGUUUCAAAAAAUUCGAAACGGUCUAGGGAAGAGCAAGGAUAAAGCCAAGGGCAAGGGAAAGAAAAGAGUAUUUGACUCCGAGGAUGAGGUUGAAGAAGAUGAAAAACCGGCACCAAAGAAGAAGUUAUCGAGAGGCAAGAAGAGAGAACUCGAGGUAGAGCAAGAAGACGAAGACGAAGAUGUAGAAAUGGACGACGUUGGCGAUGACUUUCAAGCAGAAGAAGCUGAGGAAGACGAAGAAGAAGUCGAGUCUGAGCCUGAGCUUAAGAAAUCGGCUUCUAAGAAAAGAGCAAAGAAGCAACCAACUCGGCAAUCCAAGCGCGGAAAAACAGCUCGGGCAUGAUUUUAUGAAUAGGGAAAUGGAGUUUGCGAGGAUUUGGUCUUUUCAUAUAUGGUCGGAUGGAUACAACAUUCAUAGAAGAAGGCGUCGAUAACUACAAUGAUUUUUUUAAUGCGAAGAUUUACCCAUUUUUACUUUUAACAAAAAACACAACUCCAUAAAUGUGUAUGCAUUUGAUUCCA